AUGGGGGCUCUAAAACAGAGGUGGACUUCUGAGGAAGAGGCUGCUCUUAGAGCUGGAGUAGCGAGACAUGGAGUUGGAAAUUGGCGUAUGAUAUUGAAUGAUCCAGAACUUAGCUCCACAUUGCGCUACCGCUCGAAUGUUGACCUAAAGGACAAAUGGCGCAACAUGAAUGUAAUUGUCACUUCAUCGAGUGCUCGUGACAGGGGGAGAACUUCCACGAGGAGAACCCGAGCUGCUCCUAAGAAUAAUGAUCACUCGUUGGCAUUGAGCACAGUUACUUCUGAUGUUGAUGAUGAGAUUGUUGAUGUAAAUCCUAUUCCUAUAGCAUCAGUGCCUGUUGCAGCGUGGAAUACUUCAAAUUCAAAGAAAUCUCACUCAAGGCUAGACAAUAUUAUAAUGGAGGCUAUAAAGAACUUGAAUGAGCCUACAGGGUCACACAGAACUACUAUUGCUAAUUACAUAGAGGAGCAAUAUUGGCCACCUAGUGAUUUUGAUCACUUAUUGUCUGCAAAACUGAAGGAUUUAGCUACCAGUGGGAAAUUGUUAAAGGUAAAUAUGAUUUUUAAGUUGCAUGUUCUCAAAUUGAAGAACCUUGAGCUUUUCAGCAUGACCAGUGGAAGUUUGCAGGUGAAUCGGAAGUACAGGAUAGCACCUAGUUCACCACGCUUAGAGGGCCGAAGCCCCAAGAUGGUGCUGCUGGAAGACGUGCAAGGAGAACCCUUGAAAUUAGGGAGUGAUGCUAGUAGAACCCUCACGAGAUCCCAAGUUGAUGCUGAAUUGGUUCGUAUGGCAACUAUGACUGCUGAGGCAGCUGCGGCUGCCGCUGCUCAUGCAGUUGCAGAGGCAGAGGCUAUCAUGGCAGAAGCAGAAGCAGCUGCUAGGGAAGCAGAGGCUGCAGAAGCAGAGGCCCGAACUGCACAGGCCUUCGCUGAAGCAGCAGUUUUGACACUGAAGAACAGAAAUGCUGCGAAAUUGGUAUAG
Messenger RNA from Miscanthus lutarioriparius, 981 nucleotides. The record is from the annotation of a GenBank genome assembly. Lineage: Eukaryota; Viridiplantae; Streptophyta; Magnoliopsida; Poales; Poaceae.